Molecule: messenger RNA, 648 nt
Organism: Cariama cristata (Red-legged seriema)
Lineage: Eukaryota; Metazoa; Chordata; Aves; Cariamiformes; Cariamidae
Product: activin receptor type-1-like
Exons: 4
Biological process (GO): BMP signaling pathway; cellular response to growth factor stimulus; dorsal/ventral pattern formation
Cellular component (GO): BMP receptor complex; plasma membrane
Molecular function (GO): ATP binding; SMAD binding; transforming growth factor beta receptor activity, type I
Source: RefSeq, a predicted model, not a curated record
GGCCUCUCCGUUCCGGGGGCCCCCGAGGCAUCCCUGGCUGAUUUAUUGGACCAUUCCUGCACAUCUGGAAGUGGUUCUGGACUUCCUUUCUUGGUGCAAAGAACGGUGGCUCGCCAGAUCACACUUGUAGAGUGCGUAGGAAAGGGUCGUUAUGGAGAAGUUUGGAGGGGUCAGUGGCAAGGAGAAAAUGUUGCUGUGAAGAUCUUCUCUUCUAGGGAUGAAAAAUCCUGGUUCAGGGAAACGGAGUUGUACAACACUGUAUUGCUGCGGCAUGAAAAUAUUUUAGGUUUUAUUGCAUCUGAUAUGACUUCCAGAAACUCUAGUACCCAGUUGUGGUUAAUCACCCACUACCAUGAAAUGGGGUCUCUGUACGACUACCUGCAGCUCACUACCCUGGACACCGUCAGCUGCCUACGCAUCGUCCUCUCCAUAGCUAGUGGUCUUGCGCAUUUGCACAUAGAGAUAUUCGGCACCCAGGGGAAGCCGGCCAUUUCUCAUCGGGACUUGAAGAGCAAAAAUAUCCUCGUGAAGAAGAACGGACAGUGCUGCAUAGCGGACUUGGGUGAGUUUGAUCUCCGCGGUGCAGGCCUGCAGAAAUCACACGUGUCGGGUAACUCGAACCGUAACAAUGAAGUGACCUUAAAGUAA